AUGACAGACCUAACCCCAACCCUGCGCGAGCUCCUAAAAAGCAAACCCAAUGCCCCGCGCCUCUCGAACGGGCAUCAUCACCUCUCCACCGAGACGGCGGACGAGUUCCUCAAAGAAGCCUACCGGAUUAACAACCACAUAACCUCCCUCCUCCACUACCUCCACCGCAUCCGCCCAUCCUACCUCUCCAUCACCAACCACAACCACAACCACAACACCAACAAACCCAAACAAACCAGCCCCUCGACCCCCUCACCCACCGGUAACCUCCCCACCCACCCCACCAAAGAUCUAACAGACACCGACCGCACCGAAAUCGACACCUCAACCUCCCACCUCCUCCGCCAACUCUCCACCUCCAUCUCCACGCUCGCCUCCGCCGAGACCCUGCGCCACGAGACGCGGGCGCAGCUCCUCCGGAAAAAAUACGGGAGUCGCAUGGGGAUCCUGGGCCGGUGGGCGGCUGGCGGCGAUGCCCCCGGCGUACACGCGGCGACGCCUGAGCAACGCGCCGAGGAAGCGGCGGAGGAGAACACGAAGCAGCUCCGCGCGGCGGUGCUGUGGUUCCUGCAGCGGAAGUUGGAGGCGGUUGUGGCGGUGCAGCGCGGGAUGGUGGAGAAGAGGUUGGAGAGGGUGCGGGAGCGGGAGAGGAGUGUGCUUUAUCUGUCGCAGCAGCAGCAGUUACAGCAGCAGCAGCAGCAGCAGCAGGUGGGGAAAGAGGAGGGGGUGCGGGGAGAGCAACGGGGGCUGGGGCACGGCGAGAUGAUGCUGCCGCCCGGGGAAACGCAGGGCCAGCGGUUGGAAGAGACCGAACUGCACGCCAUCGAGGCGCAGCUCUCACCGGAGCAGUUGCUGCUCUUUGCCGAGGAGAAUGAUGCCAUGGUCAAGUACUAUGAGGAUACGUUGAGUAAGGUCCGGUAUGUUGUCUUCCCCCUUCCUUUUGCCCUCGUGGAGCUUCUCGCGGGUGGGAUAUGUGUCGAGUGGAAGGCUGAGCUAAUGUGUGUGAUUGUGGGUGUGUGUCGCAGAACCGCCGAGAAAUCUCUCCUGGAGAUCUCCUCCCUCCAGCAGACCCUCGUCGCCCAUCUGUCCACGCAGGAGGAAUACAUCGGCCAACUGGUCACGGACGCGAGCAACACGCAUUCCAACAUCGGGCAAGGAAACAAGGAGCUCAAGCGCGCGAGCGAGCGGCGGAGUACCGCGCAGGCGGUGUUUUGGGGCACCGUCGGACUGUGUACGUGGUUGGUGGUAUGGGAUCUGGUCUUCUAG
Messenger RNA from Aspergillus japonicus CBS 114.51, 1266 nucleotides. RefSeq names its product putative SNARE protein (Ufe1). The transcript has 2 exons. The record is from RefSeq and is a predicted model, not a curated record. NCBI's taxonomy places the organism in Eukaryota, Fungi, Ascomycota, Eurotiomycetes, Eurotiales, Aspergillaceae. Gene Ontology annotation, cellular component: endoplasmic reticulum; SNARE complex. Gene Ontology annotation, biological process: retrograde vesicle-mediated transport, Golgi to endoplasmic reticulum. The coding region runs from base 1 to 1266 and encodes 421 amino acids.